GUUUGACCAGAGAAAUUUUACUUGUAAGGCUAUGAUGUAAUUUAUUGAGAUUUUGGAUCUGUAAAUACGCAAGCUGCAAGAAAAAAUCAUGUUUUUCUAUUGUUUAAAUUCAUAGCAGCUUAAUUCUUUGCUUUAACUGCUCCUUGGUGUAGAAAAAAUCUCCCAUUAGGAGACUUUGGUUUUCUCGGGAAGAAGCUAUUGGUAUUAGAGUUAACCAUUAUUGACUAUUAUAUUUUGGGCAUUGCGAAAAGUUGCGAAGGAGCUUCAGAGGAUAUGGAAUUCAUUACAGGAGUGCAGAACGAUAAUAGUUCUGAUGAGAUUCAUGUGCUCGCUGUGGAUGAUAGUAUUGUGGAUCAAAAAGUUAUAGAGAAGCUGUUGAAGACCUCUUCUUACAAAGUGACCACAGUUGAUAGUGGAAGAAAAGCUCUGGAGUUCCUCGGAUUAAGUGAUGACUACAAUGCUGUAAAUGACAAAACUGAAUUGAAGGUGAAUAUGAUAAUCACAGACUACUGUAUGCCAGGAAUGACAGGCUACGAAUUGCUCAAGAGAAUUAAGCAGCAAUCUGAGCUGAAGGAGAUUCCAGUGGUUAUGAUGUCAUCGGAGAAUGAGCCUUCUCGGAUAAGAAGAUGUAUGGACGAAGGAGCAGAAGAUUUCAUAUUGAAGCCUGUGAAGAUGUCAGAUGUAAGAAGAUUAAAAGAGCUACGAGGGAAGGUGUUACCUGGGAAGCAUACAGAAUUGGUUCGUAAAUAGAGUAUGUGAAUUGUACAAAAAAUUCUCAAAGAAACCAGAAGUUCUGCAAGAAUUUAUCCAGAGGAAACCCAUUCGCAAUAAACAAACCAUGCAUGCAAUGUUUGCAAGCUUUUCCAAAGGCCAGAUCGUUAAUAAACAUCAAACCCAUUCUGGUAGAGGAAUUUGCUGCUCCCUGGCUGGUUUGUUUAUGCUUUCCUAUCAGUUCAUUUCCUUGAAUUAUGGGCAUUAACUUUAUGAAAUAAUAUAUUGCAAUUUGACAGAUUUUGUUGCUUCUCAUGCCUACACUACACAUUUUUGCAACCAAUUUAAAAAAGAAGUGUCCCGCAAAUGCGUGAAAGCAUUUUGGCGAAUGGAAUGAUAUGAUGUUAGUGUGGACAAGAUUUUUCUUGUUUCCAGUUUGAAUGGCUUAGAUUGAUCUUGUAAUGAAUUUCUUCCUUCAUUUA
Cryptomeria japonica (Japanese cedar) is the source of this 1193-nucleotide messenger RNA. Its product is annotated as two-component response regulator ORR3. Gene Ontology annotation, biological process: phosphorelay signal transduction system; cytokinin-activated signaling pathway. NCBI's taxonomy places the organism in Eukaryota, Viridiplantae, Streptophyta, Pinopsida, Cupressales, Cupressaceae. Bases 274 to 750 code for a protein of 158 amino acids. The transcript is spliced from 5 exons. The record is from RefSeq and is a predicted model, not a curated record.